This is a messenger RNA of Chroicocephalus ridibundus (black-headed gull), 4430 nucleotides long. RefSeq names its product S-adenosylmethionine synthase-like. Bases 85 to 1254 code for a protein of 389 amino acids. Gene Ontology annotation, cellular component: methionine adenosyltransferase complex; cytosol. The transcript has 9 exons. Gene Ontology annotation, molecular function: ATP binding; methionine adenosyltransferase activity. Gene Ontology annotation, biological process: S-adenosylmethionine biosynthetic process. NCBI's taxonomy places the organism in Eukaryota, Metazoa, Chordata, Aves, Charadriiformes, Laridae. The record is from RefSeq and is a predicted model, not a curated record.
CACUUCACCUGCUGCCUGUGCUUGUCCUGUGGUCCAGUUGCUUUCGUUCUUUCUCAUUUGCAGGCUCGCUAAGGAUACCAAGACAUGUCAAUUCAUACCUCAAAAAAAGAAAAACGAUUUCUUUUUACCUCAGAAUCUGUUGCUGAAGGACAUUCUGAUAAGGUGUGUGAUCAGAUAAGUGAUGCUAUUCUAGACGCUCAUCUCAGUAUUGAUCCAGAUGCCAAGGUUGCCUGUGAGUGUGUAGCAAAAACUGGAAUGAUUUUGCUUUGUGGAGAGAUCACAUCCCAGGCUACAGUAGAUUACCAACAGAUUGUAAGAGAGACCCUUAGGAGGAUAGGGUAUGAUGACUCUUCCAAAGGACUGGACUAUAAGACUUGCACGGUUUUAGUGGCCUUAGAACAACAGUGUAAAGAGAUCAAGCAGGCUGUCUCCCAUGGCAAGAGCGGUGAUGACAUUGGAGCAGGGGAUCAGGGUUUGAUGUUUGGCUAUGCCAGUGAUGAAACUGAGGAAUGUAUGCCCUUAACAAUCCUCCUGGCACACAAACUGUCUGCCCGCAUAAAGUCUCUAGGACAGAAUGGAACAUGGCCCUGGGUUAGACCAGAUGGUAAAACACAGGUCACAAUGGAAUACAAAGAGAGCAAUGGCGCAGUGGAGCCCAUCCGAGUGCACACACUUGUGAUUUCAGUGCAUCAUGCCCCAGACAUAACUCUACAACAAAUACGGAAGGAGCUAAUGGAGAAAGUUGUUAAAGAAGUCAUUCCAGAGAAGUAUCUUGAUGAGAGGACCAUUUAUCAUCUCCUUCCAAGUGAAAAGUUUGUAGAAGGUGGUCCUAAGAGUGAUGCUGGACUGACUGGCAGGAAGAUCAUUGUUGAUACCUAUGGAGGCUGGGGAGCACAUGGUGGAGGUGCAUUCUCUGGAAAAGAUCCCUCUAAAGUUGAUCGUUCUGCAGCAUAUGCAGCUCGCUGGGUUGCAAAAUCUCUGGUGAAAGCUGGUCUCUGCAGAAGAGUAUUAAUCCAGCUAUCAUAUGCUAUCGGUCUGAGUCAUCCUCUUGCGAUCUCAGUGUUUCACUAUGGAACAUCAGACAGAUCUGAAGAAGAACUGCUUGAGAUUGUGCAGAAAAACUUUGAUCUACGCCUUGGAGCUAUCAUAAGGGAGUUGGAUUUGAAGAAGCCAAUCUAUCAAAAAACAGCAUGCUAUGGGCACUUUGGGAGAGAAGAAUUUACAUGGGAAAUACCCAAAAAGCUUGUGUAUUAAGCUGUUCGUAAUGUUUCAUGUAAUUGACAGGUGGUUUAAUGAUCAGCUAAAAUUUCAAGCUGUUCAAGAAAAGACUGUAGCUACUCUUUUUUUAAAUUACAUUCUGUAGUUAAUAGAUCUACUGAAAAUCAUUUGUAUUUAAUUUCUAACUUUCGUAGUGGCCUUACGCUUUACAUGCAUGCUGCUCUAUCAUCUAACCUGCUCUUCAGCUUUGUCUUUGGUAACGUGUGAACAAUUUAGGCCUUUGGCUGUGAUCAGAUAUUAAGUGCACAGAUGGUUGUGGAAGUUGAAGUCAUUCCUGUUCUGCCUGAGAAGCCCACUGCUGCUUACCGAGGUAACUUUGUACUGAAGUGGAUGAGGUUGGUGAGGUAACUUCCAACAGCUCCCCAUGAGAGGCAAGCAGUAAUAACACAAAUUGCCAUAAUUCUUUGGCCCAGGACUCCCACAACUGCCAAAAGCUUUAGUUUGUGGUCCUUCUAGUCCAAGCAAAGUAGUAACAACACCCAUUUCGGAACCUUGUUCAUUGUAACCCUAAAUACACUUAGCUAUGAGGUAGUGUUAUCUGUUAGCUUUUAACCUUACAGUUUUGUAGGUGUAUCUGUGAAAACUGAUGAACUCCUAUUUUGUAAUUCUUUUAUUCAUUUACGGUUACUCCUUCUCAAACUGAAAUUUUCCACGUCUGCAUGAAUUGGAAUUGGCUGUAUAAAGUUGCAAUUAAGUUUCAUUUGGCCACCUCUCCAACAUAAAAAUUGUAAAAAAACCCAUGGAAGAUAUUGCCUUCCUUUGUCUUUUUUGGCUGAAAGCACAAGGUGGAGAGAGAGAAUUCAAAAUCGUUUAGCUUUUCUUCAAGCGCUAGAGAGGAUGAAAAGGCUUAUAUACAGAAAGUAGCGACUCUGGCAAGCAAAUUUAUCAUCAAAUUGUAAACUAAGACAGAAUGUUGGAAUGCUGUAACCGCUGUUGCUUAAAACCAGGGAAUUUUAAUAGACAACUAAACAAUAUGUCUAGCCCAUAUUGUUUAAACCCAAAGGGAAAAACGCAGGCUUCAGUGGUAAAUCUAAUCAAAUGCAAGUAGUUGAAUAUAACAUUAGUCUUGAGUAAGUUUUAAAAAGCUGCUUCCUUUCAUGUAAAGACUAAUUGAACCACCGUUCCUUUGACAGACGAGAGCUGAAGUGAGGGAACUGUACAGCUCUACCUGUGCCUUACCUGUCCUGGUACAACGAACCCAAUCUAACACUGCAGUGCUGCAGUCUUGUGACCUAGAAAAAAGGCACUAUUUUCUUCCACAAGAAAAUGAAAUUAGUUCCUGGAAUAAAAGCUGCAAUUCUUUUGUGGGCUUUUUUUCCCCAGUUUUUUAUUUAAUGGCAAGUUUUCCUUUUUAUUACAAGACCUUGAACCCUGUCUUUGCCUGAAACUAAUCUAGUUUAGUAUGCGUAUGGCCAUGUAGGCAUAAACCAUGUCAUUAACCUUUAUUAAAAUUUGUUCAAAUUGAUAUUGUCUACGAAAUAGUAAUGUAGCUUGCUAAAAAUUUUGCAGUGUCAGAAUAACUUUCACUUUUAGUAAUAUAGGUGUACAAUGUUUAAAUGGCAAGGGAUUGCAGAGAUCACUAUACAGUAAACUGACUAUAAUAAACUGACUUACUGAACUCUUUUGAAAGAGGGUUCAGUAAAUGGUCCUAUAGUCUCAAUUUUACAGCUGUCUCAGUUACAGCUAGUAUCAAUUUUACUGUCAUGAUACUUUAUCCUUCAAAAGUUGAAUAGUGCUUUGGCAAGAAGCUGUGAUGCUUUGUUUGUCACAGCAGAAGACAAUUUUGAUAAAGUCUCUUAUUAAAUUUAACAAGGAAAUUAUUUGUUCAAUACAGGAGUCUCUUAAUCACUGCUUAUUGUAAAACAAAAAACCAAAAAAGACAGAGCUUAGGCCUUUCUAACUGUUAGACAGCUGGAGCCUACAGGAGGCAAAUUGGACCAUGGAGUAUUUCAGACAAUAAGAACACAUUUCUGCAAUGCUUCUUUCACCUUGUUCUCUGGCUUCCUACAAAUAGACUUCAGAUCAAAGUUACAGACCAGUUCUUCAACGAGUUGGAUAGUCUCUGUGUCCAGACUACAAACCUUUCUUUCCCUUUGUUGUUGGUUUGUGUUUCAAAGUAGCCAGGAGCACCAGCUGCAGAAGAAAUCCCUCGCCACAGAUUGGAACAGGUACAGUAUGCAUCCCAUCUUCAGAGAUCCUGUCUACAAACUUUAGCAAGUUUUCUAAUAACUAGUGAAUUAAUUUUAUUUACAUAGGGUAGCUAAUUUGCCCUAUGUAAAAUUUUCCUCAGAACAGCAAGAGAUAUGCUUUGUUUGAAAUAAGCAAACAGAGAAAAGCCACCUCUGCUAAAUUUAUAGCAUCUAGUCUGAAGUCAGAGACAAAAUUAUUGCUCCACAAAAUCACUGAAGUAACUUUUUCUGAAUGAUUGGCAUGUUUGCUCAUUACCAUUCUAGAAAUGAAUCACUUAAGCUGGAACACCAAAAAUAAAAAAGGGUGCCCAAAAAGGGUGCCCAAAUCAGAUAUAAGCAUUAAGAUAGCAGUUAUUGCUGAAAGUUUAGCUAAACUAUAAUGUAGCCUACAUACAGGGAUUAAGCAAAAUAUUUUUAUUUCCAUAUGUUGCCACUAUUGCUUUGUUAAAAUGCUAUUUUAAUAUCAAAACAACAGGCUCUUCUUUGAAAUAUAUGGUUACAGUAUGUUAUAAAAAUCUCCCAAAAUAUAAUGGCUCAUAAUAUGUGUAAGAAAAAUAAUUGCACAUCAGAACACCACCACAAUAGUUUAUGCAUUGUGUUUUGCAACUUCAUCCAAAGUAGCAGGCUUUAUAUUAGCUUUUUCUAUUAGCUUUAUUCAGCUAAUACAAAAAAGGCACAUAAAUGAAAAAUCUGUAUUGCAGAAAAUUACUUGGGUAGACCAUACACAGUAACAUGUAGAGGUAUUAGUGGCUGUUCUGUUUUCAAAUAGUGAAUUUGGAUAGACACUUCCAAAAGCUGACGAUUCUUGCUGGAUUGUGUGAGGCAGAAGUAAACCUAAAUAUUUAAAAGGGAAUAGUUUAACUCAAACCUAGACUAGCCAAUUAAGGAAGAAAAUGAAUCAAACAGAAGUGCCAGCUUGGUUCUGAAAGUGCCUUUCGUAUCUUUCUGGUCUCGGAAGAGAUG